Molecule: messenger RNA, 709 nt
Organism: Mangifera indica (mango)
Lineage: Eukaryota; Viridiplantae; Streptophyta; Magnoliopsida; Sapindales; Anacardiaceae
Exons: 1
Coding region: 272-577 (101 amino acids)
Source: RefSeq, a predicted model, not a curated record
UUAAAGAUAUUGAUUUUGUCCAUUCAUGUGAUUCCUCAUUUCAGACGUCGAGGGCUGCUACUACAGAGUUAGUAGCAACGGCCUGCCUUACGUUUACUCUUAAUAGCUUCCAUUAUCUCAUGUAGCAGAACCUGCGGUUCUGGAGGCCAUAUGAGCCCGGUCUUCACCUUCAUUGCUGCUUUGAAAGGAAUCAUAACUCUAGCAAGAGCUGGCGUAAGUGUUGGCUCAAUGCAUAGGCUCAGUCAUAACUUUUGUUAUACUAAUUAGUGUAAUGAGCUACAACACAGCACUGAAGUACUCUUAUGGUGGGGGUAUAAUUGAAGGAAAUGGGGAAACAACUGAAAUUGAUGCAGAAUCAGCUUUAACACUGGAGUUUACUUGCACAUUUGGGGUGUUAUUUGUCGGUGUGACAAUUGCAUUUGAUAAGAGAAGGUGCAAGGAACUCAGCUUGGGAAUGGAUUAUGGUAUAGUGGCAGAGGCAAUGGCAAUUGCAGUUUCUGUGUCCAUAACAGUAACUGGGCAGACUGGAUAUUCAGGGGUGGCCUUGAACCCAGACAGGUGCCUAGACCCAGAUUGAUCCAUGAAGGCCCAUUAUGUGAAAGGCAUUGGGUAUUUUUAGAUGAGUCUUUUUGUUGCUCAAAUAAGUGGAUUUUGAGGUGGAGCUUUAACUCAACAACUAAGUUCUAUAUCAAUUCAUUUGUUCAUCUGA